This is a messenger RNA of Lathyrus oleraceus (garden pea), 1260 nucleotides long. RefSeq lists its product as uncharacterized. The coding region runs from base 8 to 1012 and encodes 334 amino acids. The record is from RefSeq and is a predicted model, not a curated record. Lineage: Eukaryota; Viridiplantae; Streptophyta; Magnoliopsida; Fabales; Fabaceae. The transcript is spliced from 8 exons.
AAUUUAAAUGAUCAUAAUUUUCAUAAAUAAGAAGUGGAUUUUCGAGUUUGCGGCUGAACAUCCUAUGAAUACAGCGAUAGUUACUGCAUCAACCCCAAGUUGGUGGUGCUACAUUCAUAACCACCGUCUACAUCCUCAUUUCUUUCCUCGCCCUAAACACCCACAGUUCAGAGGUUUGCGGUUGUUGCGCAGUAAGGGAAUUGUUGAAUCUAGCUGGGGAAACAGUGCUGUUAAUGUAUCUUCAUGGGAUGAUAAACCCUUUGAAAUCCUUCCAAAUGGUAAAAGGUCUUACUUGGAUGAACAAGAUGUUGUUGCGUUUAUUGAUCCUCCCAAUUAUUUGACACCUUUGGAUCCAACUUCUUACAAUCCUGCUUCAUAUCUCUGGAAAAAAAUUGAAGAUGUUCCGGAGGAAAGGCGUCAUCGACUACUGCCACUGAUAGAACCUAGACUUAUAUCAAAAGCUUGGCAGAUAGCUGGUACACGAUAUGAGGAUCUUAAGUUAGUACGAAAAAGUGAAUCUACAUUGUUGAUCAACUCAAACAAAGAGGAUGUGAUGCUUGAAUAUUAUAAAUGCCAAACAAGUGGAGGACCAAUGCCAAUUUCCUGGAUUAAUUCCUUCAAAAAGGUUAUAUUUUCUUGCAAGGAUGGGAAGACCUAUGGACGGCUCAUUGGCGGAUCGGUUUUGGCUUCAUUUGCUGAUUCUUUCGCUCCUCUGUAUUUUACAAUGACACAAAUUAAGGAAGUGCUGUCAACUGAGGAGCCUUGUGAUUUAUCAUAUGAAUUUGGGGAUGGACGGUAUGAUAUCAAAGAACUUCCACUAGGAUUUCCUAAACCAGUUAAACAUCCUUACCCUUUCAACGAUCAAAUUGUUAUAUAUGUUCGCUAUAUUGGACCGGGUGUUUCCGUAGGGCAAGCAUGGCAAGAGGGAAAUAAGUUAGACCAAAUACCACGAAAAUUAUGUGGCGAGAUAUUAAUGGUGAAAGAUUACACAUCAUUACAAGAAAGCCAGUGAUGAAACAUUUUCCUUAAAAGGUUUUGCGCAUACCAACCGAUGCGUCUAUUAAGCUAUGGUCUGCAGACAUCUAAAUUUCUGUUUCUAAGGUAUAUGUUUUCUGUUUCUGUUCAGGCCACUUCAACAUCCUAAGUAAUUUGCAUUUCCUUUUUUGUUGACAAAAACACUAAUGAUAGCUACAUUACAAUCAUUUAUUAAUGUAGCAUGUUCUACCGUUCAUUAAAUCGAAUAGCUGAAAUUAACUGGUA